GAGAGAGAGAGAGAGAGAGAGAGAGAGAGAAAUUGGAGCAAACAUGACAUGAGGAGCGCACUGAAAACAAGCUGCACUGUGUUCACACUUAGCAUAUACCUGCAAUUAUCGGAGAGCUGGUGUUUUGAAAGUGACGUUCAAUGUGUGUGUGUGUGUGUGUGUGUGUGUGUGUGUGUGUGUGUGUGUGUGUGUGUGUGUGUGUGUGUGUGAAUGUGUGUGCGUAUGUUUGUGCUUGUGCUUGUGCGUGUGUAAGGGCAGCUGACCGGCGGCCGGUGCUCAAAGCGGAUUGUUGGACAGGAACAGGACUGUCUCUAACCCUCUGUGGAUUCUGUGAUCUUUAAACGAAAAGGAGAGAUGGGUGCUAUGGCUGUGUUCGUGGAACAAGGAUAUAGCUUGGAUAGGACUCCGCCUUGCUGGCAUGCCGCCCGAUAGCCCCACCUCUUUUUCUUGGGAAGAUAAAUCCUUCAUCUUGCAGUCAACUGCAGAGACAAGAGACAGGCAGAGGGAGGGAGAACAAGAGCAAAAGCUCCCCAAGAGACUGACACGCUGAGGUAGACAGGCCAACCUACAUCCUGCUGUUUUUGUGGAGAUCUAGGACACUUCUCCACCAGCUUAACUCAGUGUGCCACUCUUAUGUUAAACCUUUAACAACCAACAGCAGAACAACAAUAGGAGAAAAAAGAAAAUUGCCUCAUCCACUCAAUUUUAAGAAAUGUUGUGCCUUUUCAGGAUCUGAUCUGAUCCUCUUAGGGUCUGUGAUACUUUGAAGAGUCUGGACAAUAACUAAAAACCCUUCAAGUAGAUAAAUGAGGGUUGCUAAUGCUGAACACCAACUGUUCUUUAUCUUUUUGGCUAAUUUGGACACUUGACUCCCCUCCUGUCUUAACUAGACUGAACCUUCAAUAAACAGACCAAGAACUUUUGGAGAAAACUUUCAAAGGUGUUUUAUCACCACCCCCUCCUCCCCUUGACCUCUACCCUGGUUCUUUCCUCAGUUGCCCAAGCAAAAUUUCAAACUGGCUGCCACAAGACAAGAAUGGAAAAUCUGACUUCAGCUCUCAAAACAUUGAACAAGAACUCAGGGAAUAACCUAAAUUGCCUUGAGACCUUCAGCAGUUACGAAGAGUCUCUACCCCCUAUCCAAGGGACUCCAGCUCGCCUGGGGCGACUCAUCAAACCCAAACCCAAUGUGACCUGCAGGCGAAAGCGGGAGUUCAUUUCAGAUGAGAAGAAGGACGCCUCCUACUGGGAGAAACGUCGCAAGAACAAUGAGGCUGCCAAGCGCUCCCGGGAGAAGCGACGUCUCAAUGAUAUGGUUUUGGAGAACCGUGUCAUUGCACUGAACGAUGAGAAUGUGAGGCUCAAGACUGAGCUGCUCCAGCUGAAGCUGCGCUUUGGGCUUAUAAGCACUGCUUCAUAUAUUGAAAAGAGUCAGCAGAUUGGUGGGGGCACCAACACAGGAAAUGGAGGCUCAUCCUCAUCCUCCUCUACUCAGUACUACUCCAGCGGUUACUCUAGCGGUUCACAGGUGAUGAUGAACUCUGACUCCUCAGAAACAGAGCAGUCAGGACGUAGUGAGGGCCACAGGCAGCUGGUAAAAUACUCCCCACGUGGUUCCCUCUCUGACAUGUCUGAUGGCUCCUCCAGGGACAGCCCUGAGCCGAUCCCCUUUGAGAUCAAACAGGAAGGUGAUAGGCUGGAGAUGGACAUUGCCAGUGGCACCACAACCCAGAUCAUGUUUAACAUCCAUCGUGGUCUGGCCUCUGUACCCACUCACCACCAAAUCCAGCAGCAUUCUCAGGAGCUGGAGGCUGCAUAUCACAGCCAACAGCAGCAGCAGCAACACCAACAACAACAACCCCUCCAGGAGCCUGUUGCCGCUGUCAACACUGUUAGCCAGCCUGCCCCUCACCCACCUGCUGCCCAGAGGAGCGUCAUUCUGUACGGCUCCAGCAGUGCCUCCUAUCCUGUUGACACCCUGACAAGGCCCCAGGAUAUUGAUUUGCAGGCAGCUCAGAAGCAAAGCAGCAUCAGCAGUCAGAUAUGUGUUGGUCUACUGCCCCUGUCAAUUACAGAGGGCUCCACAGAGACACUGGCUGAAAGGAAGACAUUAGAGUCUCCUCCAUGUGAGCUCUCAGACAGUCAUAAUGAGGCUGGAGAGAGAAAGGUGUACAGAGUUUGCGAACUUCCCCAGCAGCACCUGCAGCAAGAGCAGCAGCAGCAACAGGAGAAUGAUUCGUCUGCAGAGCUCCUCCUCAAACAAGUGGAGGGGGUCAGCCACUCCCACCUGUACCACCAUCUCCUGCAGCCUCUUCAUUCAUACCUCAGUGCCCAAGAAGAGGAGCCACCUGUGCUUACCUACGAGGGCAGGCCCAGGAGUGAGGCUUACUACCAAGGCCAAUCAAGCUCCUCUAGCAAAGACACCUCAUCCAGUGAUGGAGAUCCCCGCAGCUCUGACAAAGAGGCAUCCACAGAUGAUGAUGAGUCCCCCUCCUCAUUCUGCUCAGACAUGGGCAGCUACCACAGCCAACAUCUUACCAGCCUCCAUCAGCCUGCCUCACCUCUGCCACCCUCCCAGGGCAGCUUUCAGCUCCAUGGCCGGGAUCCCCAGGGGGAGGUGAAGGGUACAGCAUUGCCCCACAAACUCAGACUCAAACACCGGGCAGUGAGCACCAGGAGCAGCGGCAGCAGUGGUGGUAACUGUUCCGGCCAGGAGUCCCCAACCACACCUCCCUCUGCCACACCACCUCCCCUGCCCCAGCAUCCCUACUUUUCCCUCACUUCACCACAGAACAUUAAGCGAGAGAGCCCAGACGGAGCCUGUAAGCAGGCUGCCUCAGGGCAGGGGUGCAGCAAGGAGAGUGGGAAAAAGGAGACAGGUGGACGACGAAACAAGAGGCGAGAUUAGGUGGCAUUCACUUUUAGAACUCGUCACAACUUAAACAAAAGACGAAAUUUCUCCUCUAAGAAAUACCCUGCCAUCAUGCCUCUGCACUAUAAUCACAUCCCCUCCUUUAGCCCUUGGGACAGGAAGCUGGGCUUUUCUAUUCCCCUACCCACAGCAUUACCGAAAAGGCUGGACAUCUUGUAGGGGUGUAUUAUAUUUGUAUAUAUUGUACAGAUUUGUCAUUUCUUACAUCUUCUCCAUACUUAUGAAGCACUUUUGUUUAUGCGAUGAGAGGAGGAAUGGAACUGCCUGCUUUUCUACUUUUGUCAUCCAACAAUAUACAGCAGAGUACAUCAGCAAAAGCAAAUUAUGAUCACUUACAAACAAGAAUGUGGGAGAACAAAAAGUUUGGAGUUUUAUCAGGACUAUAAAUUUGGAACAUAUCUGACUGUAGACAAACAUACACAUGUAUGGCUAUUUGCCUUAACUAGAAUCAAAUGCAAACCUAUUUUGGGGACAUUCCCUCGACCAAAGAAGCACCAACACUACCAACACUACAAAUAUUAAGUUCCAUACCUCUUCCCAGACCCUACCUCUACCAACCCAUACCCUCCCCAACCAUCUCCAUUAUUUCACAAAAGAUCGCCAUCACCUUUAUUUUUUAAGCACUUGGUCUGUAUAUUACUGUGAUAUAUGAAUAUAUGUAGCUAUUAUAAAUAUAUAUUUUACAAAGAAAUUUGAAUACAAAUUCAACAAAAACACAACAAACCUGCAAGGAGAAAAGAGGAUUUUGAAAGUGACCAGCCUAAUAUGAUUCACAAUCUCUGUAUAGCCACAAUGUCUACUGUUGCUACAGGACUCAUUCAAAUUAAAAUGCCUCUCUCUUGAUUGUUAAGCUUUAGCAUUAAUCAUUUGUUAAAGCCCUGUUUACACAGAAAUGGCCGUCCAGUUUGGAGCGCCAAGAGCACUGAAUGGAGAAAAUGUUUUUUCCUGAGGCAAGGGCCUCAUUAAAAUGUUUGGAUUUCUUAACCUUCAACAAGCCUUUAAAUAUUCGGUGGAUUUCACCUGCUGCAGGCUAUAAGCCUUUAGUUUAUUUGAGCUUUAUCAACCAUAUCUUGUUGAUGUUACCAUUUACUGGCCCAAUGUAUUUAUUUCCCUCUUCUCCACACACCUAUCACUGUAGAAAAGCCCACAGGAACAUAGACAGAGAAUGUGUACAGACCUUUUUAGAUACAUACUGCAGCCUUUAGUUUGAACUGUAAUGUAGGCAUGGAAUGCUUGGAGGCAAAAACAGGAGGAAUUAAGUCACAUUCAUGUAAACACACUACAGUCCACUGAGUUCUGAACAAGUUCCUCUUGUGUAGAGACCUAAGAAGACAGACCUCCGUAGUUACUGUACAUUUACUGACAGAAAGUUAGGUUUUUUUAGUAUGACCAAGCAUGGUCCUUACGGCUCAUAAUGGAUCCCAGAUAAUUGAGUUAUUGUGAACUAAAAGCUAAAAGAUUUUUCUAACCUUCCAAUUAGCGCCAUUGUUAAAUUUGUUAACAAGAAUCUGAGUUUAAGCAUUUCCCUUUCCCAUGUGCCUCCAUUAUUCAUUUCAGGGGUUAUUCAUCCCAGUCUCAUGGUAUUUAUGCCACUGGGAACUGAUGAAUUGCCUGCACUGGAUCUUAGUUUAAAAAAGUGUAAUGUUUAUUUCAUUGGUUUUAUAUCUUCUUUUUCGCCAAAGUGUUGUUCUGUCGUCUUCUAUACUGUGUCUUUUUUCCUAUUGACUGUGAUGACAUGUAUUUGCCUCAUUCCUCCUGCCCCUCCCCCCCUUUCAGUGUGUAUUAAUCAUUAAUGUUUGUGGUUUUGCUGAUGGUUUUAUGAAAAAGACAAGAGGACAAAAAAAAGAAACAGGCAAAGAUUGUGUGGUGUUUAAAGAUGGUGGUUGGUCUGGUUGGUCAUUACCAUCGCUUCCUUUUGACAUGAAUACAUAUGUAAAGACACUAAUGUUCAUUGUGGAAGAUGGGAGCAUUUCAAGAUCGAAAAACAAAAUAAAAAGAAUGUUGAGCUAUCAACAUAUCAUGAAAAGAGCCUGUUUUUUUCUGUUCUCUUACCAAUGUUUUUUAUGGUUUAGCACAAUGAAAGUUACAUGCACAAACACUUAUUACUGAAUUAUCAACCGACUUCUACAGCCCACAAAGCAGGACUGACAUUGAACUGAGCAGCCAUUUCUAUCUGUCUGAGACUCUCUAAGCAGCAGUGAUUGGCAACAUAGCAAUCUGCCUGUAGGUAGCACUUACAAGUUGGCAGUCUGACUUGUCAUCCUAUCAACUGGGAUGAUCAUCUAUAAACCUUAUGCCAGAAUCACCAGUUAGGUAAUACAUUACUUAUUGAGUGACAAAAGAGAAUUA
This is a messenger RNA of Xiphias gladius (swordfish), 5281 nucleotides long. RefSeq names its product nuclear factor, interleukin 3 regulated, member 2 (gene nfil3-2). The record is from RefSeq and is a predicted model, not a curated record. Gene Ontology annotation, biological process: regulation of DNA-templated transcription; circadian rhythm. The transcript is spliced from 3 exons. NCBI's taxonomy places the organism in Eukaryota, Metazoa, Chordata, Actinopteri, Istiophoriformes, Xiphiidae. The coding region runs from base 1037 to 2908 and encodes 623 amino acids. Gene Ontology annotation, molecular function: DNA-binding transcription factor activity; DNA binding. Gene Ontology annotation, cellular component: nucleus.